This is a messenger RNA of Labrus mixtus (cuckoo wrasse), 1089 nucleotides long. RefSeq names its product eukaryotic elongation factor 2 lysine methyltransferase (gene eef2kmt). The transcript is spliced from 8 exons. Bases 22 to 1062 code for a protein of 346 amino acids. The record is from RefSeq and is a predicted model, not a curated record. NCBI's taxonomy places the organism in Eukaryota, Metazoa, Chordata, Actinopteri, Labriformes, Labridae.
UAGUAAGGAUCGCAGUGCAUUAUGGGUAACGACACAGUAAACAGAAGCACGUUGAAGAUGGAUCAGUCUGAGCGGAAACAAAUCUCUGACAGUAAAAGAUCAAACAUGUCGGAUGUUUUACGAACCUUUCAGGCUUCUUUCUUCGCGAUGUCUCGUCUGGUCUCGUUUCCCUGGGCAUUUUUAGAAAAAGACCUCGAAAGCAACAAAUCAUCAAACUUAAUUUUAGCCAUCCUGAAACAGACGUGUCUUCACUCUCUGUGCCAGAAGUUUCCUCCAUCAGUCAGAUUCAGGAGGUUGUUCCUCACAGAGAUUAUCAAACGGCAGGAGGCUGCAGGCUGCGAUCCUCUGGACGAGCUGUACGACGCGCUGGCUGAGGUGGUGGGAGCUGAAGAGACGACGGAGUGCUACAAGAGCUACUUACUGCCGAGCGGUGGCGCUGUCAGUCUGCUGGAGAACGUAGCUGUGAUCUCAGAGGGGACGACCGGCCUGGUGACCUGGGAGGCAGCGCUCUACCUGGCUGAGUGGGCUCUGGAUCACCGACAGUCCUUCUCCGACCGGACGGUUCUGGAGCUGGGCAGCGGCGUGGGGUUGACCGGCAUCACCGUCUGUCGCUCCUGCGGCCCGGACAGAUUCGUCUUCAGCGACUGUCACCCCAGCGUGCUGCAGAAACUGCGAAACAACGUGGAGCUGAACGGCCUGACGGAGCGGACGGCUCCGGCUGUCUGUGUGGAGGAGCUGGACUGGACGGCGGUGACGGAGGAGACGAUACGACGGAUCGGAGCUGACACUGUCAUCGCUGCAGAUGUGGUGUACGACCCCGACGUUGUGGGGAUUCUGGUGAAGCUGCUGUCGAAGAUCCUGAGGUGUUCGGGCCCUGCAGUCCUCCCUCAGGUCCUCAUCUGCUCCACCAUCAGGAACCAGGAGACCUACAGCGGCUUCAAGCAGCAGCUCGAGAAUGCAGGAAUCAGCCACCGUGUGAUCACAGAGCCCGUCAGCCACGUGUUUCCUUACAACAGAGACUCGGCUAUAGAACUGAUUCAGCUGUACUCGACACGGCUGUAGAACAAUAAAGAUUUUUUAUUUACAAAU